Molecule: messenger RNA, 1248 nt
Organism: Penicillium taxi
Lineage: Eukaryota; Fungi; Ascomycota; Eurotiomycetes; Eurotiales; Aspergillaceae
Exons: 8
Coding region: 1-1248 (415 amino acids)
Source: RefSeq, a predicted model, not a curated record
AUGCAAUUUCUGUCACCAGGAAAUGCUACAUUAAACUCGGAAUGGAAUAGACGCCAGUAUGAUGAGUUUGAGAAAGACUUUUUCAAUGCCCGUCGACAUUUACCCUCCUCGUGGAUAUCCAAAAGUCGGAGCCCAAAGUAUCAAGGCUUUGAAUGGCUAGAAAAUGGAACCAGUGGUGCGGAGAUUAGAUGGCCCGAGGUAUCCGAUCUUGCGCAGCGCCCUGAAAAGGCAGUUCGAAUUGUAUUCACAUCCCUUGAUAUUCCUCAUCGGAAUGGGGGACCAAAAAUUCUUGAUCUAUACAAACAUUAUUCUAUCCCUGGAGCGUUUGUAGCAGAAAGAAGACAAGAUGUUGCUUGUUCAUUUGGCGCCACCCAUGGUGUCGAGGGUACAACUUACACGUGGUUUCACUUCCUAUGUAAAAAUAUUCCAACAGCAAACAUUGACGGCGUGAAAAAGAUUAUAAAUCAAAAUAAACAGAAUGAAAGCGAUCCCAGUCAGGCGGAUUAUAGCUGGGUUCGCUCUGCUUACUGUCUAAAGGUAACCCGGCCCUCUAAGGAGAGCAAAGCUACUUCGGUGGAUUUGAUUACCUUUGGUAGCCGCAAGGAGCUUUAUGAAAGAUUCAAGCUUGUUUCUCAGUGCAUGGUUUAUGAGGAGAUCAUUGAAGACCCCCAUUGUUUGUUGAAUGUCGUAUUUGAUGUCUUAUAUGAGCAAAUUGAUCGUCUCACAUGGGAGAUUGCGGAUGUUUUCACACCUGCGGAAAAGAAAGUAUUAAGCACGGCCAGCAGAAACUCGGGAUUGAAUACUGACGACCUAGAUUUUCCUGGUAUGCACUGGAUCCAACGACACCAAAUCUACUUGCUCGAGGCCAUUGAAGCGUUUACAGAGACGCUGAACGCGGCCUCAUCUCAUUAUGAAAAUGUGAUCUCGUCUUCCUCUAUUUCGACAAGUUCAACGCUCGCGGGAUUUCAAUAUACAAAGAUGCUUCUCAGAUCCACCGAUCUACGUCUACAAAGUUUGGGAAAGCGGACAGAAUCGAUUAUCAAUCUGGCCUUCAACGUGGUUACUCAGGCUGACUCACAAGCCAUGAAAGGCGACAGCCAAGUAAUGAAGAACAUUGCCAUUCUUACUAUGGUGUUUCUGCCUUGCACGGCAGUGGCGACCUUCUUAAGUACACCGUUCUUCUACCUCGAUGAUUCUAAGAAGCUGGGGGUUUCACCAUAUUUCUGGAUCGCAUGGGCGGACUUCUAA